Malus domestica (apple) is the source of this 2818-nucleotide messenger RNA. NCBI's taxonomy places the organism in Eukaryota, Viridiplantae, Streptophyta, Magnoliopsida, Rosales, Rosaceae. The record is from RefSeq and is a predicted model, not a curated record.
AGUGCCGGGAGAAGUCAUUAGAAGUUUAAUUAUAAAUGGAAUUUUGAUAAGCUUACGAUAAUAAGCAGCAACAAAUUCCCCCGUUUCCAUAUGCAGCAAACACCUUACCAUGAAACCCAAUCUUGCUUAUCUGUUCCUUACCCUGUUUCUGCAAAUCAUAACCUUACACGUCGCCGGAGACUCACCCUCUGUCUACAAACCGGUCGAUGACAUCACCCUACAGUGCGGCUUUUCCGGCGACCAAGUCAACCAACAGGACGAACGAACUUGGAGUGGCGAUAUCAACUCAAAAUUAUCCCCCUUCCAAGCAGCUGGCAGCUCAUUCGUAUUCAAAGCAGCAACCCCGAUCUCCUCCUCCAGCCAAGUGCCUUACACCACAGCUCGGCUCUCUCGCUCCAAAUUUACGUACACAUUUCCACUCACCAGCGGCCAAAAGUUCAUCCGCUUGUACUUCUACCCCACUUCCUACGCCGCCGAGUUCGACCGAUUAAAAUCCCUCUUCUCAGUCGAAGCCCGCGGCUUUACCCUACUCCGCGACUUCAACGCCUCCGUCACCGCCGACGCUUCCUGGUCGGAGACAGUAUCCAGGGAGUUCUGUCUCAACAUAGCAUCCGAACAGAGCUUGAACAUCACGUUCACUCCGAGCAGAGCAAGUCCAGAUGCCUAUGCCUUCAUCAAUGGAAUCGAAAUCGUGUCCAUGCCCGACAAUCUUUAUUACAAUCCGCCGCAAAGUGCAGAUGGGGCUGUUUACGUAGGCAGCAUAAACCCGUAUUGGAUCGAAAAUAACACCGCCAUGGAGAUGGUCUACCGGAUCAACGUCGGCGGAUCUCAGCUUUCGUUCAAUCAGGACACUGGAAUGUACAGAAACUGGGAUGGUAUUCAAGAGGAGUACAACUAUUUGGACGAUUUGAGUAAAAAUUUUAGUCGUCUACCGCAAAACAGUAGUAUUCAGCUCGACUUUUCGAAAAUUCCGAAGUACUCUGCUCCGGAAGAAGUUUACCGAACCGCUCGGUCGAUGGGGAGGAACAAAACCAUAAACAAGAGCUAUAAUCUCACCUGGGGGUUUCCGGUAGAUUCUACGUUUUAUUACUUUAUUCGACUUCAUUUUUGUGAGUUCGAAGGUGCUGUUACAUUGCCCAGGGACCGGCUGUUUCAAAUCUUCAUCGCCAAUCAGACGGCGGAGAAGAUGGCGGAUGUAAUCUGGUGGAGCCAAGGUUAUGGGAAGCCGGUGUACAAAGACUACGUCGUUUUCGUGCCUGCAGGCGCCGGAAGUAAAAAGAAAGUUCAUCUCUUUCUUGCACUGCAAACCACCCCAAAAAAUCCGUCGACGAAUUACAACGAUGCAAUCUUGAAUGGACUCGAGAUCUUCAAGCUCAGUGAUUCAAAUAGGAAUCUCGCCGGACCAAACCCCGACCCGCCUCCCCCGCCAAAUAUAGCUCAGCCGGAGAGCCCCAAAGUUUCAGACAAGAAAUCUAUUCCUCUGUUUGCCAUCAUCGCCGGUGUAGUUUCAGGUGUGUUUGUUUUAGCCUUUGUGUUCGGAUUUUUGGUUUUCUGGAGAGGAAGAAAAGUCAAGGACUCAAGCUCCGAGCAAAGAACAAAAUGGGGUCCAUUUUCUUUUUCGACGACCAAGUCAACCAAGACUCGCGGCUCUUCUUUACCGUCCGAUUUGUGUCGCUACUUUUCACUGGCGGAGAUCAAAGCCGCCACCCAAAACUUUAGCCAAGGUUUCAUUGUUGGUGUUGGCGGCUUUGGUCACGUGUACAAAGGGCAUAUCGAUGGCGGGGCCACUCUCGUUGCCAUCAAACGGCUGAAACCCGAGUCAAAGCAGGGAGCCUGCGAGUUCAAGACGGAAAUCAAACUGCUCGCACAACUUAGACACCGCUAUUUGGUGUCUCUCAUUGGGUAUUGUACUGAUAGAAAUGAGAUGAUUUUGGUGUACGAUUACAUGUCACAUGGGACACUCGCCGACCAUCUCUACCACACCGACAACCCACCUCUCUCUUGGGGACAACGGCUCCAAAUUUGCAUUGGCGCCGCGCGAGGGUUGCGCUACCUUCACAACGAAGCCAAGGGCACUAUCAUCCACCGUGACGUGAAGAGCACAAACAUUUUAUUGGAUGAGAAUUGGAUGGCCAAGGUUUCAGAUUUUGGAUUGUCAAAAAUGGGCACAAUCACCAUGUCUAAGACCCAUAUUAGCACGGCCGUGAAAGGCAGUUUCGGUUAUCUAGACCCGGAAUACUAUCGACGUCAACAACUGACUGUGAAAUCUGAUGUGUACUCAUUCGGUGUAGUGUUGUGUGAAGUACUGUGCUCGAGACCAGCUGUGGUGCAUGCAGUGGAGACAAGGCAAAUGAACUUGGCUAAAUGGGCCAAGAGUUGCCAUCGCGACGGGGAACUUGAUCAAAUCAUUGAUCCAAACAUGAAGGGUAAGAUUGAAACCGAGUGUUUGAACAAGUUUGUGGAAAUUGCUAUGAGUUGCAUCAAUGAUAGUGGGAUCGAACGACCGACAAUGAACGAUGUUGUGAAGGGGCUUGAGUUUGCAUUGCAACUACAUCAGAAGUAUGGUGAAAGGAACAACGAGGAUGCCUUCGCUAGUGUGCCAGGUUGCGCUACGAAUGAAUCCAUUCAGUGCAUAUCCGGGACGAUCUUCUCAGAAAUCAACGAUCCGAUUGGGAGAUGAUAUAACAACAUUAGAGUAAUCUGGCUAAAAUUAUAUGAUGUGUUAGCAAUGACACGCCUAACCCUAAUACUCUCCCAAACACUAGGGUAAGCACGUGCUGGCCGACACCUGAAGGUGACGAAGCCAUAUUAGAAUGCA